Molecule: messenger RNA, 6225 nt
Organism: Podarcis raffonei (Aeolian wall lizard)
Lineage: Eukaryota; Metazoa; Chordata; Lepidosauria; Squamata; Lacertidae
Gene: NPHP3
Product: nephrocystin 3
Exons: 26
Coding region: 1323-5153 (1276 amino acids)
Biological process (GO): determination of left/right symmetry; convergent extension; kidney development
Molecular function (GO): protein binding
Source: RefSeq, a predicted model, not a curated record
UUCCAACUCUGCGGCUCAAGCACACUGAGGCCGCUGACCAGCUGCAAACCCUCCGGAUGGGGCUGAGCUGCGAAAGUUGGGAGAAAGAGAAGCAACCGCGCGAUGCAAAGGGCGAGCGCAGACACCGGCACAGCGCCUUCUUCCCUCGACGGCGCCUCCGUCCGCUGCCCGAGGAAGAAGCGAGGGAGGGAAAAGCAGCCACGUCACUGCCUCCUCCUCCUCCUCCUCCCUCUUUCCCCUUCCCUCCUUCCUUUCUCCCCCUCCGUUGCUGCGGGAAGCAGCGAGGGAGCUGCAAAAAGUCAGUCAGACAGAGGAAGGCGGCCAAGCGCGCCUGGCCCCUCCUGCUUUUUGCGCCGGGCGCUCUGGGAAACUUUUGGCGACUUCUGCCUUUCUAGCGAGAGGGGUGGAGAUAUUGACCGGACUGGGCAGUCUUGGGUCAUCCCUGGGACGGUAGGAGGGUUUCAGCCUUUUAGGAAAGUCACGUCAGAAUGCAGCCCGGCCCUGCGCGCGCGUUUACUUGCGAGUCGACGGGACUCGCCCCCUAGUAAGCGUGCAUUAAUUAGGAGGAGAGCGGGACAGGACGGGGUUUGCGCUGCAAAUCCUAUACGCGUGUCUGUUCAGCAGGGAGCCCCAUUGAGUUCACACGAACUUGCCCUCAGGUAAGCGUGUCCAAGGGUUGCCACUGCUGUUCUGUCAGCCGGUGCCGGGGAUGAAAGUGGACCGAAAGGAAGACUCACCCAGACUUGUUUCAGGAGACAUUUGUCGGUGAGUCAGGGAUGGUCAGCUGGCUGGGUAAAUUCAGAAGUCGGGUGUGGUAGUACUGAUGGCUAGACUCACAAAAUCUUUACCAUGUGGCUGCAGUCUUGGCUGGGCAGUGUAAGAAUUGACCCAGGAGGAGAAUCCUGCGCUUGGUAGUGUGUUGGGGUUUAAGAAAAAAUAAAAAUAAAAUAACUUUUGUCAGGGGGAGUAGGGUUGUCAUUCUUCAUCUGUACGUGCUGAUUUGCAAAUUUUAAAAAGAUUUCCCUGUUGAAUAUCUAGAAGAUGCAGAGCCCAGAAGACUGUGCAUUAAAAAACCCUGGCCAUGUUGCGAACCUAAAUUGCUGGCUAGCUGAAGCAGCCGGACAAUCUUGGAACAGUUCAUGGCUAACUGGAAUGGGAGAAUGGAGGCCGAUCUGUGGCUAUAGGGCUGGCACAGAGCUUUAAAGCUGCAGUUGCAGGUCUUGGCAGAAAUACUGAGGAUGGGUGAAUGCCUGGCAUUUUGGUGUAACCUUUGAGUAAGGCAGUAACUUCCAUCAAGAAGAGACGGGGUUGAGGAAGGCACUAUGGGAACUGCUUCAUCGUUGGUGAACCCCAUCGGCACGGUCGGGGAGGUGAUUGAAGACACCUACGAGGGAGGUGGUGGCGAAGCUUGCGAGAUCCCCGUGGAGGUGAAGCCCAAAGCCCGCCUUCUGCGCAGCUCCUUCCGCCGUGUGGGGACGUCGCGGCCUGGAGGCCUCAUCGGAGCCAGCUUCAAGUCCACAGCGUCCGUACAGGAGCUGGAAUGCAUGGCAGAGUACGAGCGGCUGAAAAAGGAGUACGAGAUCUUCCGCAUCAGCAAGAACAACGAGGUGGCCUCUAUGAUGAAAAAGGAGAACAAGCUGGAUAAGGAGAACAAGAGACUUCGGGCAGAGCUACAGGCACUUCAGAAAACCUAUCAAAAGAUACUCCGGGAGAAAGAAAGUGCUCUAGAGGCCAAGUAUCAAGCCAUGGAGAGAGCAGCUACAUUCGAACACGACCGGGACAAAGUCAAGAGGCAGUUCAAGAUUUUUAGAGAAACCAAGGAAAACGAAAUUCAGGAUUUACUGAGGGCUAAGCGGGAUCUGGAGGCAAAACUGCAGAGGCUGCAGGCCCAGGGCAUCCAGGUCUUUGAUCCUGAGGAGUCGGAUUCAGAUGAUAGCUGCACUGAGGUUACCGCCACUGGAGCUCAGACCGAAUAUUGGACUGGCGGAGCUUUGGGAAGCGAGCCUUCCAUGGGCAGCAUGAUACAGCUUCAACAGUCCUUCCGAGGCCCUGAGUUUGCACAUAGCUCCAUAGAUGUGGAAGGGCCAUUUGCAAAUGUCAACAGAGAUGACUGGGAUGCAGCUGUCGCUAGUUUGCUGCAAGUCACUCCCUUGUUUUCCCACUCUUUGUGGAGCAAUACAAUUAGGGUGUAUCUCAUCAGUACAGAAGAGACUCAGCAAGAAGUAGACAUCUUCAUCCAGAAAUACUCUCCCAAACUUCGGAAAUAUUGUGAAACAAUGGAAUACUUCUUCCAAGCUGUCCAUUUCCCAGUAGAAACUGAAAGUACUUUCCAGGCUGUGAGAAAAUGGGAAAUUGAGAAAAGCUCUUUAGCCAUUUUGUUCUUGCAUCUAAAUUUGCCAAGCUGCCUGCUGGAUGAGUGCGAAGAAGCCUUCUUGAAAAACCCUGAAGGGAAGCCCCGGCUUAUUUGCCACCGACUGGAAGAUGGACAAGUCGGUUCAGAUUCUGUGCAGCGAUUAGUUGAGCAAGUUCGUUUUGUGAACAAAACAAAGAUCAUCAGCCAUAUGGGAGGAGAAGAGGAAGGAGCCCGUGAAGUCUAUAAUUAUGUGGAAAAGACCAUAAAACAGGAUAUACUGGGCUGUGAAAUUACACAACUGGAAAGGAAGGGCGCAACAGACAGUGCUGAGCCUUCCAUUCCCGAAGAGGAAAUUUUUGGAGACGUGCUGUGGGAUGCUCACGAUGAACAAGAACAGAUGGAGGCCUUCCAGCAGGCGUCCAGUUCAACUUCUGAGCUUGGAUUUGAGAAAUAUUACGAACGCCUGAAUGACUUGGUGGCAGCCCCAGCGCCAAUCCCGCCCCUUCUCGUGUCUGGAGGACCAGGCUCAGGAAAAUCUCUCCUUUUGUCAAAAUGGAUUCAGUUGCAACAGAAGCAUUCGCCAAAUACUCUCAUCCUAUACCAUUUUGUUGGGAAACCUUUGUCUAGCAGUUCAGAGCCUGCGCUGAUUCUCAGACGUCUCACUUUAAAGCUUAUGCAGCAUUCCUGGUCAGUCUCACCUUUGACACUCGAUCCUGUAAAGCUAUUAGAAGAAUUUCCUCGUUGGCUGGAGAAACUUUCUGCUCACCACCAAGGCGGCAUUAUAAUAAUUAUUGACUCUAUUGAUCGGAUCCAGCAAGCUGAAAAGCAUAUGAAAUGGCUCAUUGACCCCCUGCCAGUGAAUGUGAGGGUCGUAGUGUCCGUGAAUGUUGAAACCUGUCCCCCAGCAUGGAGGUUGUGGCCAACCCUUCAUCUUGAUCCAUUAAAUGCGAAGGAUGUGAAAUCUCUCAUUAAUGAAGAAUGCAGCUGUGCGGACCUGAAACUGACAAAAGAACAGGAGAAGAAGCUUGAGAAACAUGGUCAUUCUGCUACAACUUGCAAUGCCCUGUAUGUCACUCUCUUGGGCAGAAUGAUGGCUGGUGCUGGAAGUGCAGAAGACAUUGACGUAAUCCUUCAGAGGUUUUUGCAAUGCCAAGACACAGUGUCGCUCUACAAGCUAGUUCUGAAUUCGGUCGAAGAAUCCUUGAAAAGUGAAAAAGACAAAAACCUCAUGAAAGAGAUACUUUGCCUCAUCAGUGUUAGUCACAACGGAGUCAGCGAAUCAGAACUGAUGGAACUAUGUCCUGCGCUGUCAUGGGAAGUGCUGGCCUCGUUAGUUUACAGUUUGCACAAGAUGUGCUUUUUGACAUACGGCUGUGGCUUGUUAAAGUUUCGACACCUUCAGGCUUGGGAGACUGUCAAGCUGCAAUACAUGGAAGAAGAAGGUCAGAAUGUUUUUGCUACUUUCAGAGAAAAACUCAUAGACUACUUCACCAUGCAACUAAGCGAAGAGAGAGUGACUUGGAGGAGUGCAGAUGAACUCCCCUGGUUGUUCCAGCAGCAAGGGGACAGGCAAAAGUUGCAGAAGUGCCUGCUGAAUCUCUUUGUGUCUCAGAACCUUUAUAAAAGGGGCCAUUUUGCAGAACUGCUGAGUUACUGGCAGCUUCUUGGGAAAGAUAAGAGCUCCAUGGCGGCAGAGUAUUUUAGCUCCCUUAAACUUUACGAGCAAAGCUGCGAGGGGGAAGAAAGCAUGAUCUCUCUAGCUGAUCUUUAUGAAACUCUGGGGCGAUUUCUUAAAGACCUGGGUCUUCUCAGUCAGGCCAUUGCUCCUUUGCAGCGCUCGCUGGAGAUUCGGGAGACUGCCCUUGAUCCAGACCACCCCAGAGUUGCCCAGUCACUCCAUCAGUUAGCUGGCGUUUAUGUGCAAUGGAAGAAGUUUGGUAAUGCUGAACAGUUGUAUAAGCAGGCUCUGGAAAUCUCCGAAAAUGCUUACGGGACUGAACAUCUCAGGGUCGCUCGUGAACUUGAUGCUCUCGCAAUGUUGUAUCAGAAACAGAACAAAUACGAACAAGCUGAACAGCUAAGGAAGAAAUCCUUAAAAAUUCAGCAAAAAGCUGUGAGACGUAAAGGAAGCCUGUAUGGAUUUGCUCUUCUGCGCCAACGAGCCCUGCAGCUAGAGGAGCUCACUUUGGGAAAAGAUACGUCUGAUAAUGCUCGGACGCUUAACGAGCUCGGAGUUCUCUACUACCUCCAAAAUAACCUUGAGACAGCAGAGCUUUUCCUCAAACGCUCCCUGGAAAUGCGAGAGCGUGUUCUCGGGCCUGACCACCCAGAUUGUGCCCAGUCUUUGAAUAAUCUAGCAGCCCUCAGCAAUGAGAAGAAGAACUACGACAAGGCAGAGGAGCUGUACGAAAGGGCACUGAACAUCAGGAAAAGAGCGCUGGCCCCAGACCACCCGUCUCUGGCUUACACGGUGAAACACCUUGCUGUGCUGUACAAGAAGAUGAAAAAGCACUCUGAAGCCUUGCCUCUUUACGAACGAGCGCUGAAAAUUUAUGAAGACAGCUUUGGUCGUAUGCAUCCUCGUGUGGGAGAAACAUUAAAGAAUUUGGCUGUGCUUAGCUAUGAGGGAGGAGAUUUUGAGAAGGCUGCUGAACUCUAUAAGAGAGCCAUGGAAAUCAAAGAAGCAGAGACUUUGUUGAUUGGCGGCAAGGCAGCGUCCCGUCAUUCAUCCAGUGGAGACACCCUCAGUUUGAAGAGUGCUUUCUCUCCCAAUGUUUUUUUGCAACACGGACAAAGGUGAUGAUAAGGUAAAGGACCCCUGGACAGUGAAGUCCAAUCAAAGGCGACUAUGGGGUGCAGCGCUCAUCUUGCUUUCAGGCCGAGGGAGCCGGCGUUUGUUCAGACAGCUUUCUGGGUCAUGUGGCCAGCAUGACUAAACCGCUUCUGGCACAAUGGGACACCGUGACAGAAAACAGAGCAUAUGGAAAUGCUGUUUACCUUCCCGCUGCAGCGGUACCUAUUUAUCUACUUGCACUGGCGUACUUUCGAACUGCUAGGUUGGCAGGAGCUGGGACAGAGCAACGGGAGCUCACUGCGUUGCGGGGAUUCAAACCGCCAACCUUUUGAUCGGAAAGCCCAAGAGGUUCAGUGGUUUAGACCACAGUGCCACCCACAUCAAAUGGGUUUGUCUGAAUAAGAGGAGGAUGGCAGUGCCCUGAACACCUUUCCCCCCCCAGUGUUGCCGAAUGUUUUGCAGACUGUUCCACACAGUUAAAAAGUAGUUUUAGUUAUAUUGACACUCCAGUCCUGCAUACAUUACAUGGAUUUAAGUCCCAUUGAUUAUAAGGACAGGUACGUAUAUAAUCUAUAAUACCUUUCUCAGGUGCAGUAAAGGAGGCUCAGGUGAAGCAGUAAAGAUAGAGGUGCGGAAAGAUGGAGGUUCUUGAUUUGAGCAAAAACAGAGAGAUGCUUCCUGAUUGGGGCAGAAAGCUAAGUUGCAUGCCUCCCUUAUUUCCAGCCAAGUAGAGUUAUCCAAGGUGAGUUAUCUUCCACAAAAGGAACAGAGGCUUCCCCUUGUUUUUAACUCGCUGACUCAAAACUGUCAUUUGUCCUGCAGUUUACAGAGGAAAGCCAACUUCAAACUGGGUUUUAUGAUGUUCAUUUGUUUCAAUAGACCAUAGUUAAGCUUAACCAGAAAUUUUGGUUUGGACACAACACAAUUGAAAGUGAUGGCUAAUGAACUCCUUGUGGCUGCACUAGAGAAGAUAGGGAGUACACAAGCCCAAGGCUUAUUCGUGUUACAUAAUAAUCAGGUUUUUUUAGUUACAGCACCUUCUUUCCUUGACCAGGUAUAAAGGAUUUGUUGGAACUGA